Penicillium daleae is the source of this 402-nucleotide messenger RNA. RefSeq lists its product as uncharacterized. The record is from RefSeq and is a predicted model, not a curated record. Lineage: Eukaryota; Fungi; Ascomycota; Eurotiomycetes; Eurotiales; Aspergillaceae. The transcript is spliced from 2 exons. Bases 1 to 402 code for a protein of 133 amino acids.
AUGAAUUUCUCCGCUACCGUCCUCCUCCUGGCAUCCCUUACCAGUCUGACGCAUGCCGGGGACCUUAAAUUUGGCCGCCUCGGAGUCGAUGAUAGCGUCGAUUUUUCAUUUGAGCCAGCCUACGGCAAUCCUGGUUUCUACCAUAUCGCCCAAAACACAGGAUUCCAAGCACGUUACGUCUACUGCGAUCCUCCGGAGAGUGGAACUGUUUGCUACUUAACUCCAUUCGUUGACCUCAAUCUUCGUCAGAAGUUUGAGCUUGUCGAUCCUGAUGGGCAGACUAUGUUCAGUGACCCGGACUCUGGAUUGGUUUUGAGCAACGAGAAAGAUGUCCUCAAAAUGGCUUUCCCUACCGGUGGGAAUGAUCAGAGAUUUAUUCUGACCGAAGAUGAUGGCCCAUAA